GCUUAGGUGUCCUCCCCGGCGGCGGGCUGCUCCCCGCCCAGCGCUACCCGCGAGGAAUCGACAAUGCCAGGAUCAGGCUGAGCAGGCGCCGCCGGCCGGUCCGCUCUUGCGAGGUCAAGUCCGAGGGCGCGGGCUUGGACCCCCGAGCCCCGGCCCCGGAGUCCGCGCACCGCACACCGCGCGCAUGGACGCGCCGGGGGACCCGGAGGGCCCACGCCUCCCUAGAGGUGACCGAGAGCGGCGCGGACAGACACCCCUCGGUGGCGUGGGUCCUGUCUCCUUUAUCGACGAUUGAACUCGCGUUAGCUUGAAGUUUUACAAAGAUUCUUGAGACUUCCUCAUCUUGCACAGAUUUUUUUCCCCCCUGGACUGCAUUGGCAACCUCUGAAAAGUAGAUCAAACGAAGUGAUGACCCUCCAGGAAGUGCAAGAGAGACCCCCAGACAGCUUUCGAGAGAACAGCUCUUUGUACUGAUAUCAGCAGCUUCCAUUAACUUGGGUUCUAUGAUGUGCUAUUCUAUCCUUGGACCCUUUUUCCCCAAGGAGUUUCCCCAACGCCAUUUGUUGAAGAGAUGAUCCUUUCUUCAUUGUGUCCUUGACACCCUUGUGGAAGAUCAUGCUGAAAAGAAAGGAGUCAGCAAUACAGUUACUGGUAUGAUCUUUGGAUGUUACGCUUUGUUUGACUUGCUGGCAUCUUUGGUAUUUGGAAAAUAUCUUGUACAGAUUGGAGCAAAAUUUAUGUUUGUAGCAGGAAUGUUUGUCUCAGGAGGAGUUACAGUUCUCUUUGGUAUAUUGGAUCAAGUUCCGGAAGGACCGAUAUUUAUUGCUAUGUGUUUUCUAGUGAGAGUGGCAGAUGCGGUCAGCUUUGCGGCAGCAAUAACUGCUUCUUUUUCCAUUCUCGUAAAGGCUUUUCCAAAUAAUGUGGCUACGGUGUUGGGAAGUCUUGAGAUUUUUUCUGGACUGGGACUAGUGUUAGGGCCUCCUUUAGGUGGCUUCUUGUAUCAAUCCUUUGGCUAUGAGGUGCCUUUUAUUUUUCUGGGAUGCAUAGUUCUGCUGAUGGUACCACUCAACAUGUACAUUUUACCUAAUUAUGACUCUGAUCCAGGUAAACACUCAUUCUGGAAACUCAUCACGUUACCCAAGGUUGCUCUCAUAGCCUUCGUUAUCAACUCGCUCAGCGCAUGCUUUGGGUUCCUUGAUCCGACUCUGUCUCUCUUUGUUCUGGAGAAGUUUAAUUUACCAGCUGGAUAUGUGGGACUGGUAUUCCUGGGUUUGGCACUAUCCUACGCCAUUUCUUCACCAUUGUUUGGUCUGCUAAGUGAUAAAAUACCACAUCUAAGGAAAUGGUUUCUGGUUUGGGGAAACAUAAUCACGGCAGGAUGCUACAUGCUCUUAGGACCUAUCCCAAUCUUGCACAUUAAAAGUCAGCUCUGGCUCCUGGUGCUAAUAUUAGUCCUGAACGGCAUCUCUGCUGGCAUGAGUAUAAUUCCAACUAUCCCGGAGAUCCUCAGUUGUGCAUAUGAAAAUGGCUUUGAAGAGGGAUUAAGUACCUUGGGACUCGUGUCCGGUCUCUUCAGUGCAAUGUGGUCAGUUGGUGCUUUUAUAGGACCGACCCUGGGUGGAUUUCUGUACGAGAAAAUUGGUUUUGAAUGGGCAGCUGCUGUACAAGGUCUUUGGUCUCUGACAAGUGGACUAACGAUGGGCUUGUUUUAUCUGUGGGAGCACUCACGGAGAAGAAGAACUAAACUCCAAAACAUCCCGGGCACAGAGGAGGAACGGACUGCUCUCUUACCUGAUGAAAUCUAGCCUUAAGAAUCCUGGAUCGAAACCCAUUGGGAGAUGGAUGUUCCUGGCCUUGAACAUCAAAGUUAAAAGGGUUUUCUUAAUGCUACACACGAAACUCCACGGACUCAAUACCAGCAUCCUCAAAGUCUCAAUGUAUUUUUGGAUUAUCAUGUGUUGGGCUGUCCUGAAAAUCUGGCCUGCUAAACCAACUAUAUUUGCAACAUUAUGUAUGAGAAGAGCAGUUGAAAAUCAAAAGUUUGUGUUUUGAGGCUAUCAGAUUUGGCCUUGAAGAGGUUAUUGACUCUAGGUCUCCUGUUUCCUCUGUUUACUUUUUAAGCGCACUAAUUCUGUGAAUGUACCUUUUCUUUAUUAACAGGGAAAUAAAUGAUUAAUUUGAUAUGCUUGAAAGUAAUAUAAAGAUUACUCAAAAUGUAUAGAAUAAUUAAUGUGAAAUCAGUUUUUAAAAGACAUGCUUUCUCUGUGUCCUAAGAUUUUUGUUCUUCUUCAAAAGGCAAAAUUCCUGCCUCCCAUGCAAAAACUCUAUAAAAUUCCCAGGCCCUCAGCUUUUCUAGAAGUUUUGUUUGUGUGAGAGGUAUAAGAAUAACAUUACUUCAGACUUCCCUUUUUGUAACAUGCUUUGAAUUAGGAUCUGGAUUUAUAAACAAUGCUCAGUUAACGUUGUUCAUUUUCCCUAAUGUCCCUAUUUCAGUUCUACCACCUGUUCAUCUGACUUUGUGUGAAAUCCAUGCUGGUGCUUGAAAUGAGUGAAUCCCUCUUGUGUCGUUCUCAUACCUCCUGAUGCGUUUUCAUGCUGUAGUAGCCACAUUUACAAUUUUUUUUUUUAAUAAAAGAAAUGGUUUGAUCUAUAUAUUCAAAAAUA
Ailuropoda melanoleuca (giant panda) is the source of this 2664-nucleotide messenger RNA. RefSeq names its product solute carrier family 18 member B1 (gene SLC18B1). Bases 654 to 1805 code for a protein of 383 amino acids. Lineage: Eukaryota; Metazoa; Chordata; Mammalia; Carnivora; Ursidae. Gene Ontology annotation, biological process: transmembrane transport. The record is from RefSeq and is a predicted model, not a curated record. The transcript has 16 exons. Gene Ontology annotation, molecular function: transmembrane transporter activity.